UUGUGCCGGACAAGUAUCCGCCGUGGUCCCUUCAGGCAUGGAGGAGCUGUUGUAUGCCAAGUUCGUCUCUCAGAAAAUCAGCAAAACCCGCUGGCGGCCGGUGCCCCCGGGGAGCCUGCAGAUCGCCGAGACCUUCGCCACGGGCUCCUGGGACAAUGAGGAAAACCAUGUUUCCCUGUGGUCUGUCGGGGAUUUCGGAAACUCGGACUACGAUGGAGGCUUAGAAGGAGACCAUCGCUUGCUGUGCGAUAUCAGACACCACGGCGAUGUCAUGGACUUACAGUUUUUUGACCAGGAAAGAAUUGUAGCUGCUUCAUCAACAGGAUCUGUAACAAUUUUCCUUUACCAUCCAAACAACCAGACGCUGUCAGUCAGCCAGCAGUGGAACGCAGCUCACUAUCACACAGGUCCCGGCAGUCCUUCCUAUAGCAGUGCGCCAUGUACGGGAAUUGUGUGUGACAACCCAGAAAUUGUUACGGUUGGAGAAGACGGUCGAAUCAAUCUCUUCAGAGCUGAUCAUAAGGAAGCUGUAAGAACCAUAAACAAUGCAGAUAGCAGCACACUCCAUGCCGUAACCUUCCUUCGCACUCCUGAGAUUCUCACGGUAAAUUCAAUUGGACAGUUAAAAAUAUGGGAUUUCAGACAACAAGGAAAUGAGCCCUCGCAGAUAUUAUCACUGACCGGAGACCGAGUGCCGCUGCACUGCAUUGACAGACAUCCCAACCAGCAGCACAUUGUCGCUACCGGAGGCCAGGACGGGAUGCUGAGUGUCUGGGAUGUAAGGCAGGGUACCAUGCCCGUGUCUCUGCUGAAGGCUCAUGAGGCCGAGAUGUGGGAAGUGCACUUCCACCCUUCCAAUCCCGAUCAUCUCUUCACGUGUUCUGAAGAUGGAUCCCUCUGGCACUGGGAUGCCUCCUCCAACGUCCCUGAGAAGUCCUCACUCUUUCAUCAAGGGGGAAGAACCAGCACGUUUCUGUCUCAUAGCAUUAACCACCAGGUUAACGCUCACCAAUCUCUAAUCAGUUCUUGGCUUAGCACUGACCCUGCGAAAGACCGCAUUGAAAUCACCAGCUUGCUCCCCAGUAGGACUCUGUCUGUGAACAGUUUGGAUGUUCUAGGUCCUUGCCUUGUGUGUGGAACUGAUGCAGAAGCAAUUUAUGUUACUAGACAACUUUUCUCAUGAAAGUAUGGAGGUAAAAUGUACAGAUAGCCUUGUUAAUCCCAAACUGUGUACAAAUUUUAUUAUUAGAAAAUAUGAGAUUUUCAGAAUGUCAAUAAACUGUGGCUGAUAUUGA
Ochotona curzoniae (black-lipped pika) is the source of this 1295-nucleotide messenger RNA. It is a transcript of the gene NUP43, whose product is annotated as nucleoporin 43. Gene Ontology annotation, cellular component: nuclear pore outer ring. NCBI's taxonomy places the organism in Eukaryota, Metazoa, Chordata, Mammalia, Lagomorpha, Ochotonidae. Gene Ontology annotation, molecular function: protein binding. The record is from RefSeq and is a predicted model, not a curated record. The coding region runs from base 38 to 1183 and encodes 381 amino acids. The transcript is spliced from 8 exons.